AUGUCACGCUUCUGCCUUCACUUCGACCCCGACCCCAGAACCCUCCGUCAGCCAAUCAGUAGCCUUAGUAGGGUCGCGGCCAGGGGAGUGGGGUCGCGGCCAGGGGAGUGGGGUCGCGGCCAGGGGAGUGGGGUCGCUGCCAGGGGAGUGGGGUCGCGGCCAGGGGAGUGGGGUCGCGGCCAGGGGAGUGGGGUCGCGGCCAGGAGAGUGGGGUCGCGGCCAGGAGAGUGGGGUCGCGGCCAGGGGAGUGGGGUCGCGGCCAGGAGAGUGGGGUCGCGGCCAGGAGAGUGGGGUCGCGGCCAGGGGAGUGGGGUCACGGCCAGGGGAGUGGGGUCACGGCCAGGGGAGUGGGGUAGCAGCCAGGGGAGUGGGGUCACGGCCAGGGGAGUGGGGUCACGGCCAGGGGAGUGGGGUAGCGGCCAGGGGAGUGGGGUCACAGCCAGGGGAGUGGGAUCACAGCCAGGGGUCACAGCCAGGGGAGUGGGGUCGGGAGUGGGGUCGGCCAGGGGAGUGGGGUCGCGGCCAGGGGAGUGGGGUCGCGGCCAGGGGAGUGGGGUCGCGGCCAGGGGAGUGGGGUCGCGGCCAGGGGAGUGGGAUCGCGGCCAGGGGAGUGGGGUAGGGAGUGGGGUCGGCCAGGGGAGUGGGGUCGCGGCCAGGGGAGUGGGGUCGCGGCCAGGGGGUGGGGUCCGGCCAGGGAGUGGGGUCGCGGCCAGGGGAGUGGGGUCGCGGCCAGGGGAGUGGGGUCGCGGCCAGGGGAGAGUGGGGGGGAGUGGGGUCGCGGCCAGGGGAGUGGGGUCGCGGCCAGGGGAGUGGGGUCGCGGCCAGAGUGGGGUCGCGGCCAGGGGAGUGGGGUCGCCAGGGAGUGGGGUCCAGGGGAGUGGGGUAGCGGCCAGGGGAGUGGGGUCACGGCCAGGGGAGUGGGGUCACGGCCAGGGGAGUGGGGUCACGGCCAGGGGAGUGGGGUAG
Molecule: messenger RNA, 966 nt
Organism: Oncorhynchus nerka (sockeye salmon)
Lineage: Eukaryota; Metazoa; Chordata; Actinopteri; Salmoniformes; Salmonidae
Product: spidroin-1-like
Exons: 2
Coding region: 1-966 (321 amino acids)
Source: RefSeq, a predicted model, not a curated record